CCGACUCUUUUCUACAUCUGCAAUUCAGUGACAUCUGUCGGGAUAUCUGUUAAUACAAGUGAAAAGCUGAAUGUCGGGGAUGGAAAACAAAUAGAAAGGAAAUAGCUGCAGGAUGAAAACAUGGCCGCACCCCUUCUUGCACCCCCAGGACCUGACAGUUUCAAGAAAUUCACCCCGGAGUCGCUCGCUAAUAUCGAGAAGCGCAUCAAUGAAGAGAAGAACAAGAAGCCACCCAAGCCCAGAUCGGACAGUAGUCAUCGCGACACGUCUGACGACAAUGAGCCCAAGCCCAACAGUGACCUGGAGGCUGGGAAGAGCCUGCCCUUCAUCUACGGCGAUAUUCCUAAUGGAUUGGGGGGCACACCAUUGGAGGAUUUGGACCCCUUCUAUUUGAACAAGAAAACAUUUAUAGUCCUAAACAAAGGGAAAACACUCUUCCGCUUCAGUGCCACGCCCUCCUUGUACAUCUUAAGCCCUUUUAAUCUACUGAGGCGAAUAGCUAUUAAGAUUUUGAUACAUUCAUUAUUCAGCAUGAUCAUCAUGUGUACCAUUUUGACCAACUGUAUAUUCAUGACAUUUAGUGACCCCCCUGAGUGGUCCAAACAAGUAGAGUAUACCUUCACAGGUAUCUAUACAUUUGAGUCACUCACAAAGAUUGUUGCCCGAGGUUUUGCUAUCGAUGACUUCACCUUUCUCAGAGACCCAUGGAACUGGCUGGACUUCAUGGUCAUUUCAAUGGCAUAUAUAACAGAGUUUGUGGACCUUGGGAAUGUCUCGGCGCUGAGAACGUUCAGGGUUCUCCGAGCUUUGAAAACUAUUUCUGUCAUUCCAGGCCUGAAGACCAUUGUGGGCGCCCUGAUCCAGUCUGUGAAGAAGCUGUCGGAUGUGAUGAUCCUGACUGUCUUCUGUCUCAGCGUCUUCGCUCUGAUUGGACUGCAGCUCUUCAUGGGGAACCUUCGGAAUAAGUGUGUAUUCUGGCCGAUCAACAUGACCAACCAGUACCUGGAAAAUGGCAGCAGAGGUUUUGACUGGGACGCAUAUAUCAUGAAUGACACUAACUUCUACUUCCUUCCUGGUGCACUGGAUGCUCUGCUUUGUGGAAAUAGUUCUGACUCAGGACGAUGUCCAGAGGGAUUUACAUGCAUGAAAGCUGGAAGGAACCCCAACUAUGGAUACACCAGCUUUGACAGCUUUGGAUGGGCUUUCCUCACCCUCUUUCGCCUCAUGACACAAGACUUCUGGGAAAAUCUGUACAUGCUGACUCUGAGAGCUGCAGGGAAAACCUACAUGGUCUUUUUUGUCUUGGUCAUCUUUGUGGGCUCUUUCUACCUGGUGAAUCUCAUCUUGGCUGUGGUGGCCAUGGCUUAUGAGGAGCAGAACCAGGCCACCAUGGAAGAGGCGGAGCAAAAAGAGGCAGAAUUCAAGGCAAUGCUGGAACAGCUCAAAAAGCAACAGGAGGAGACACAGGCUGCUGCUAUAGCAACAUCUGCAGCUUCAGUGUCAGAGGCUGCAUUAGAGGAUGAAGGAGGGGGGCACUUGUCCCGUAGCUCCUCAGAGGUCUCCAAGCUGAGCUCUAAGAGUGCUAAAGAGCGUCGCAAUCGCAAAAAGAAAUGGCGUCAGAAAGAACAGGAGAAGGAGAAAGGAGACAGUGAAAAGGUGGUUAAGUCUGAGUCAGAUGAGGGCAGCAAGAAAAGCACCAUUCGUUUCCCAGGAAGUCGACUGGGGAGGAAGACAUCCAUCAUGAAUCAGUCUUUGCUCAGCAUCCCAGGCUCACCGUUCAUGUCGCGCCACAACAGCCGCAGCAGCAUCUUCAGCUUCAAAGGCCGCUCCAAGGACAUGGGCUCAGAGAACGAGUUUGCAGAUGACGAGCACAGUACAGUGGAGGAGAGUGAAGACCGGCGAGGCUCCCUGUUUAUACCUUACCGUCGCAACAGCUACAGUGGCUACAGCCAAGGCUCAUCACGGAUUCAUCCGCUAGCACCCCACUCUGGAGGAAAGAGGAACAGCACAGUGGACUGCAAUGGCGUGGUGUCUCUCAUCGGCCCUGGGCCUGGCAGACGGCUUCUGCCUGAGGUGAAAAUAGAUAAGGCAGCCACUGAUGACAGUACUACAGAUGUGGAGAUAAAGAAGAAACACUCUGGCCCUCUCAUGGUAUCCGUGGAUCAACUCAACUCCUCAUUCAAAGGAAAAGACCGUGCCAACAGUCAGAUGAGUGUGGUCACAAACACACUAUUAGAAGAGUUGGAAGAGUCUCAGAGGAAGUGUCCUCCCUGCUGGUACAAGUUUGCUAAUGUCUUCCUCAUCUGGGAGUGCUGUCCCAUCUGGCUGAAGAUCAAGCACAUAGUCUACUUGAUUGUCAUGGACCCAUUUGUUGACCUGGCCAUCACCAUCUGUAUUGUGCUAAACACUCUUUUCAUGGCCAUGGAGCACUAUCCCAUGACUGAACAAUUCGAAGGCGUCCUGUCUGUUGGCAACUUGGUUUUUACUGGCAUUUUUGCUGGGGAGAUGUUUGCCAAGCUGAUUGCCAUGGAUCCAUACUACUACUUCCAGGAGGGCUGGAACUGCUUUGAUGGUUUCAUUGUGACUCUGAGUUUAGUUGAGCUGGGACUGGCUGACGUGGAAGGUCUUUCAGUUCUCAGGUCUUUCCGAUUGUUAAGAGUGUUCAAGCUAGCCAAAUCCUGGCCCACUCUCAACAUGCUGAUCAAAAUCAUUGGGAAUUCAGUAGGAGCGCUGGGUAAUCUGACCCUGGUGUUAGCCAUCAUUGUCUUCAUCUUUGCCGUGGUGGGCAUGCAGCUGUUUGGAAAAAACUACAAGGACUGCGUGUGUAAGAUCGCAGAGAGCUGUAAGCUGCCACGCUGGCACAUGCACGACUUCUUCCACUCUUUCCUGAUUGUGUUCAGAGUUCUGUGUGGGGAGUGGAUUGAGACUAUGUGGGACUGUAUGGAAGUGGCAGGACAGGCCAUGUGCCUAAUCGUUUUCAUGAUGGUCAUGGUUAUUGGAAAUUUGGUGGUGCUGAAUUUGUUCUUGGCCCUGCUGCUGAGCUCAUUUAGUGCAGACAACCUCGCUGCCACAGAUGAUGAUGGUGAGCCCAACAAUCUGCAGCUUGCUAUGGCACGCAUUAGGAAAGGGAUCGCGUGGUUUAAGGCCAACAUGCAGGUUUUUGUUUCGACGGUGCUGAAGAAGCCGAUUGAAGAUGAGCAGAAGCCUCUUGAUGAAAUGUAUGAGAAGAAGCUCAACUGCAUUGCAAACCACACAGUGGACAUCAACCGUGAGCUGGACUAUCCUAAAAAUGGCAAUGGCACCACAAGCGGCAUUGGGAGCAGUGUAGGAAAGUACAUGAUUGAUGAGGACUACAUGUCCUUCAUCCACAACCCCAACCUCACUGUGUGUGUUCCUAUUGCUGUCGGCGAGUCGGACUUUGAAAACCUAAACACAGAAGACUUCAGCAGUGAAUCAGAUGUGGAGAAUAGUAAAGAUCUGGAUGACACCAGUUCGUCAGAGGGCAGCACAAUUGACAUCAAACCUGAUGUGGACGAGGUGGCAGCGGUUGAAGUUGUGGAGGAAUACCUUGACCCAGAUGCCUGCUGGACAGAUGAAUGUGUGGCCAAAUACAAAUGCUGUGAUGUUCCCAUCACUCACGGCUGGGGAAAACACUGGUGGUUCCUGAGGAAGACCUGCUAUCUGAUUGUAGAACACAACUGGUUUGAAACCCUCAUCAUCUUUAUGAUCCUGCUGAGCAGUGGAGCCCUGGCUUUUGAAGAUGUGUACAUUGAACAGAGGAAGACAGUCCGCAUCAUUCUGGAGUAUGCAGAUCGGGUUUUCACCUACAUCUUUAUCCUGGAGAUGUUGCUAAAAUGGGUGGCUUACGGCUUUGUCAAGUACUUCACUAAUGCCUGGUGUUGGCUGGACUUCUUCAUUGUGGAUGUGUCUAUAGUCAGCCUUAUAGCUAAUGCUUUGGGCUUCUCCGAUCUAGGCCCGAUUAAAUCACUCAGGACACUGAGGGCCUUGAGACCCCUCAGGGCCCUGUCACGUUUUGAAGGGAUGAGGGUUGUAGUAAACGCCUUGGUGGGUGCAAUUCCCUCCAUCAUGAACGUGCUGCUGGUGUGUCUCAUCUUCUGGCUUAUCUUCAGCAUCAUGGGCGUCAACCUGUUUGCUGGAAAGUAUUAUUACUGUUUCAAUGAGACGUCUGAGGAAUACUUUCUGCCGGAUGAGGUCAACAACAAAACCCAGUGCUUCGCACUUAUAAAUGAAAAUUACACGGAAGUUCGGUGGAAAAACGUCAAAAUCAAUUUUGACAAUGUGGGUGCCGGAUACCUGGCACUUUUGCAAGUGGCAACAUUCAAAGGCUGGAUGGAUAUCAUGUAUGCAGCAAUUGAUUCUAGAAGGGUGGAAGACCAGCCCCUCUAUGAGGACAACUUAUAUAUGUACAUCUACUUUGUCAUAUUUAUCAUCUUUGGCUCGUUCUUCACUCUAAAUCUCUUCAUUGGUGUCAUCAUCGAUAACUUCAACCAACAAAAGAAAAAGUUUGGAGGUCAGGAUAUCUUCAUGACAGAGGAGCAGAAGAAAUACUACAAUGCCAUGAAAAAACUAGGGUCAAAGAAGCCACAAAAGCCAAUACCGAGGCCUCAGAACAAAAUCCAGGGUAUGGUGUUUGACUUCGUGACGCAGCAGGUGUUUGACAUUUCCAUUAUGAUACUCAUCUGUCUCAACAUGGUCACCAUGAUGGUGGAAACGGAUGAUCAGUCAAAAGAAACAGAGGAAGUGCUUUACUGGGUCAACUUCAUCUUCAUUGUGGUUUUCACUGGCGAGUUCCUACUGAAGCUUUUUGCGCUGCGUCACUAUUACUUCACCAACGGUUGGAACAUCUUUGACGUGGUUGUGGUCAUUCUUUCAAUCGUGGGAAUGUUUCUGGCUGACCUGAUUGAGAAAUACUUUGUGUCACCAACACUCUUCAGGGUGAUCCGACUGGCUCGCAUCGGCAGAAUCUUGCGACUCAUAAAGGGUGCCAAAGGAAUCAGAACUCUGCUGUUUGCCCUCAUGAUGUCACUUCCUGCCUUGUUCAACAUUGGUCUCCUGCUCUUCCUGGUUAUGUUCAUUUUCUCCAUCUUUGGCAUGUCCAACUUUGGUUAUGUGAAACAUGGAGCUGGAAUUGAUGACAUGUACAAUUUUGAGACCUUUGGCAACAGCAUGAUCAUCCUGUUUAUGAUCACCACGUCAGCUGGCUGGGAUGGCCUGCUAUUGCCUAUUCUUAACUACCCCCCAGACUGUGACCCGUAUUUGGAGAAUGCUGGCACCCCAGCCACUGGAGACUGUGGUAACCCAUCUGUGGGAAUCUUCUUCUUUGUUAUGUACAUAAUCAUUUCUUUCCUAAUUGUGGUUAACAUGUACAUCGCCAUCAUCCUGGAGAACUUUAGUGUGGCCACUGAGGAGAGUGCUGAUCCACUCAGUGAGGACGACUUUGAGACCUUUUAUGAAAUCUGGGAGAAGUUUGACCCUGAUGCCUCCCAGUUUAUCACCUAUGCCAAGCUUUCUGACUUCGCUGAUGCACUUGAACACCCACUCCGUGUCCCCAAGCCUAACACCAUUGAACUGAUUGCAAUGGAUAUGCCUAUGGUGAGCGGAGACCGCAUCCACUGUCUGGACAUCCUGUUUGCCUUCACCAAGCGUGUGCUGGGUGACAGUGGGGAGUUGGACAUGCUAAGGCAACAAAUGGAGGAGCGUUUUGUGGCAGCCAAUCCUUCCAAGGUCUCUUAUGAGCCAAUUACCACUACUCUGAGGCGCAAGCAGGAGGAUGUAUCUGCCAGAAUCAUUCAAAGGGCCUAUCGGUCCUACCUGGCCCGACGGGGUUUUGUCUGUAAGCGCAAACCAGCCAAUAACAAAGUAGAGAAUGGUGGUAACAAUCAGGAACAAGAUAAGAAGGAGGGCACUCCCUCAACUGCCUCCCUGCCCUCUUAUGACAGUGUAACCAAACCUGAAAAGGAGAAACAGGAUGACAACAAUGAGGGCAAGGGAGAGAGGAAAGAGAAAGGAAGAAACCAAAAAGACAUCAGGGAAUCUAAAUGUUAGGGCAGUGGAUGAUUAAUCACAGUAAUAACAAUAAAGAUUAUAGUAAUGUAACUAAAAGUAAAGCGAGAGGAAACUCACCCACACAGAUGUACAGAUUAUUUCAUUUGCAAGUCAGAAAAAAUAGUAUUCAAUGAUUUUGUUUACAGACUUCAUUCCUAUAUUGAUGCAGAGGGAAGCAGCUCGGUCUGUGACAGCUCGAGGACUCUUGAACUUUCGUCAAACCAAACAUAAUCAGCAUACUGUGUGGCAUUGUUGUAUCUAGACUAAUGAUCUUAACUAAAGGAAAAGAAAACCUACAAGGAAAUGUCUGGGGCUCACCGACCACUGGUCUACAGAUAAGACAAGAAACUCUACACCAAGAGUUGGAAUGAAAAAACAGGCGUCCUCCGCCUGGAUGCAAGUAAUGGAUUCCUGUUGAAGACAGUACUGUGCAGUGAAAGCAAGGAUGCUGCUUGAUGUUGAAGUGUCUUCUUACAGCAGCCAAUGAGUGUUUCUUUGAACUGCAGUGUAUAGAAGAACAAAUGACACACUCACUUUAAAAGCAAACAGAAGGAUGACUGGUGAGUGAAAGAAAGACAAAAAUAACAGAGUGUUGACAGUACUUUUGUUUUAUUAAAGCUAGAAAUUGUUUAUUUGAGCAGCAAAAAUGCAAACGUAUAAAAAAAAAGAAGAUAUUUAACAGUUUGCCCAUGCCACUCAACUCCUCUGCUCAUUUUAUCUUUGUUAUACCCACAUCAAAAUGCUUUGUUUUUUACAUGGGCUUUCACACCAAACUGGUAAAGGGUCUGUUUAUUAUGGGGUCAACUCGGGCCAAGGGCUUACAUUUACUCUGAAAGAUUUCCAAACAAAUACAUAAAUAAUUGUGCUUGUUCAAUGCAUAGAAAUGACUUGCAUGAUGGCAUGUUUUGAUCAGAAAUCUUGCAUGAAUUAUCAUAGUCCACAAGACACUAAUACUCAGACCACACCGGUGGCUCGACGGUACAAUUGAGACAUGGUCAAAAUUUGAAAGUUUGUGGUAAUUUGUUCAACAUGGAUAAGUGAUAUGCGGGUUGAUCCAGUUUUUAGCUCAUCACUUAGACACAUUACACAUGUUUAUAUGAAUGCCUGUGUAGACAGAAGAAUGAAACACAUGAUACCGCCACAGUAGAUCAGUGGGUGGGAUGCAAACACUUUUCUUUGCUGCUCGGGAGAUUAAUGAGUGUGUAAGGUGAAGAAAAAGACGUCUGUGUGUAAAUUUGGACUGAAAUGUUUUCAAGGGCGCAAUACUUUGGAGCUAAAAAGCUUUUGUUCAUGAUUUGUAUGCAUCUAAAUGAAAUUCCAUACCAUCUGCCUUUAUGUUUGUGUGAGCAGGCAUUUUGGGAGUCCUACUGUCAGUGGUUUGUGGGGAUUUCACAGGUUUGGCAAACUCCUUUCUAUUUCUUGAUGUUUCUCUGUGGGGGGGUGAGACCUUUCUGAAAGGGCUGAGAAGAGUUUGGAUUCUUUCUUUACUUGUUUAUUUAUUUUAAUUGGUUUCUUGAAACCUAUUUACCUAAAAUGUAAAUGUAAAUCUUUCUUUUUUUUCCUUAUGUUUGUUUGUUUUCUUCCCUGAUGUAAUUUCCAUGUUUUAAUGGGUGAUGAGUCUUAUAUUACACAGUUUUAUAAGCCACAUCCAGUCAAGAGGAAAGCGGUCUUGUGCUGGAACAUUUCCGUUUGGUGUUAGUGGUGUCCUGUUUUAGUGAGAAACAUAAAAUGAUGAAUCGAUGAUGAGAACAUUGUGUGUGGAGAAGCCAAAGAGAUCUGCCUUGUUAUCCCUUGUUGCCCUUUGUCCAUGGAGUGGGACUGGGUGCCCAUUCUGUUUUUUUGUUUGUUUGUUUGUUUUGAUUUGUUUUUGUUUUGUUUUUUGUUUUUUAUUUAUUUAUUUUCGCUGUCGUUAUUAGACAGAAAGACCCUAGAAAUGUAUGCAAUGCUUGAAAAAUCCAUCCCUUUUUCUCAGGAGAUAUUAUAGAUGUACUAUUAUGAGCUCUGCAACAAAAUGCAAGUGAAUGUGAUGGGAGUAUUUAUUGUAUCAUGUUUUACACUUUUGUUUUAUGCCAUGCUGGUGGACAGUGAUCUCAGCUGGCUCUCCCUGUGUGACAGCUGCUCAGUCAGGGGCCAGUUUGGUGCUUCCUGCUUACGAUGCUUAGAACUAUAGGGCUAAAGGCAUCUCAGUGGAAUAGCAACAUUGCGCUUGCUUAUAAUGGGCGACUCUUAUUGAUAACAGAUUACAUUUUUGGCUUAGUCGUUACAAAUUGAAGUGUGGCAUCAAUUAAUUUCAGUAAACAAAUAACAAAGUUCACCCUAAAAGCAAACACAGAUGCAGGAAACACUGUGAGGAGAUGUCAUGAAAGUGAAUUGGGAUAUGUUGGUUUGAGCAGCACACACACAGAAGUGGAAUGCUCAGUGGAUAGGCUCCAAAUUUCAGUUGUCAACAACAGCAAGUGCUCUGAGCCUUUCAUUUACCCAUUUUCUUCAUAUUGCUAUGUUGCAUAACAAAUACCAAAUAACCAACAGAGCACUGGAUGCAUUCUCAUGGUACUGUGAGCCUAAGCACCACACCAGAGCUUUUGCACUUCCUGUUGUGCAGUGAUGUCACUUCCCUGUUUAUGAAUAACUCCCUCAUCCGUUUUCAAGUUUCCAUGGUCCAGUUGCUGCAUGAGAUCUCCAAAAUCAGUGUGGGUGUUAACAUGAACCAAAUAAAACUCUGAAUGACAAGCAUAAAAGCUACUGCCGUCCAUUUUCUCCAAGAUCUCCACAGAAACAAAAAGUAUGACA
This is a messenger RNA of Melanotaenia boesemani (Boeseman's rainbowfish), 8856 nucleotides long. RefSeq names its product sodium channel, voltage gated, type VIII, alpha subunit b (gene scn8ab). Gene Ontology annotation, biological process: membrane depolarization during action potential; sodium ion transmembrane transport; neuronal action potential. The record is from RefSeq and is a predicted model, not a curated record. NCBI's taxonomy places the organism in Eukaryota, Metazoa, Chordata, Actinopteri, Atheriniformes, Melanotaeniidae. The coding region runs from base 121 to 6066 and encodes 1981 amino acids. The transcript is spliced from 28 exons. Gene Ontology annotation, cellular component: axon; plasma membrane; voltage-gated sodium channel complex. Gene Ontology annotation, molecular function: calcium ion binding; voltage-gated sodium channel activity; protein binding.